AUGACCUCGCGCCUCGACCGGUUGUUGCUCCUACUCGACAAUGGCUCGUCCCCUUCAAUAAGGCAUACCGCUGCACGCCAAAUAGGCCAGCUUGCCGCCAAGUCACUUCCUCGUGAUGCUCCUGUUGCAGCAACUGUUCAGAUCAAGGUGGAGGCCGGAGUUGAAGAGCUGAAAUCGACCUCAGCGGAUGUAUGUUAUGGACGUGCUUCAGAAGAUUGGUCCGAGGCUCUUUCUGUUGUUGGAAUGCUUCUACCAUACCUGCGUUCAAAAUCAUCUGAAACUCGGUCAGCCGCCGCCUUGGCGCUCUCACACAUUUGUUCUUUUCUUCCUCUAUGGUCUCCAUCGCCUUCAAACGGCCCGACAGAUCCUAUGGAUGUGGACACAUCUGAGCCACCUACAUUUCCGUCUUUUGAUCUCCCUUCCCUCUUGUCACACGGGAAACUUUUACUUGCUUCUGAAGGCAAAGAGUAUGCCGCUCCCUCCCAUCCUGCCGAUCUCGCUCGCGCGCGCAAGGAUGCCAUGUCUCGCCUUGGGCUAGACUUUCUGCAAGAUGUAGGAGGCGGAGACGACAUGGACUGGGAGCGAGAAUUAGCUGCUGGCGAAACAAAGUCUGAAGCCACGAGUGAGCCGGCAAGACCGUCACCUACACCCCCGGCGCCUAUUCCAGCACCUGCACCCGUUGCUGCUCCAGUACCAGUGCCAACGCCAGCACAGGCACCAGCGCCCGUAUCUGCUCCAUCACCAGCACCCAUACCAGAAGAAGAUUUAAGCGGGCUAUCGGCAAGAGAACGUAACAGAUUGAAGCGUAAACGCAAGCCAGGAAACGGUGCGUUUGUUACCGCCGCCAACUCGGCCCCUCCUACAGGGAAUGGGCAAUCGGAAGCCAGUGGUGGAAAACGAUGGCCCCAACCCCAACGUGUUCACUCUAUCUCUAAAGCACCUGCCCACGUCUCCCCAACUCCCACUCCAUCGACGACUGCUAGCAAACUCCCGGAUGACAGCAAAGUUAUUAUUGACCCUUCCAAAGGUGGCCAAGUAACCGCCAAGCAAGAAGCUACAAGUGCAACUGUAAUCAAGGCAAAUGAGGGAGAGUGGGUAUGGGGCGGAAUUGUGCGCGUGUUGGAAUUGGAUUUGUUCAGCCCAAUGUGGGAAGUGAGACACGGGGCAGCAAUGGCUUUGCGGGAAAUCGUCAAGGUGCAAGGCGGAGCGGGUGGAAUGAAAGUUGACUUGCCUUGUCACGAAAAUGCAUUGCUACACGAAGCCUGGUGCAAUGCACUUGCUGCCAAGUUUCUGGCCGUCUUUGUUCUCGAUCGAUUUGGAGAUUUUGUCAGUGAUCAGGUUGUUGCGCCAGUCCGAGAAACUGUAUCCCAAUCUCUUGCGGCUCUCCUCUUGCAUAUGCCCCGCCGUUCUGUCCUCCAUGUCCAUUCGAUUUUGCUUCAGAUGAUUGGACAGGGUGGUUCAAAGCCCAGCCAGGAUGAGAAACCCGCCAAGACUAGAAUAAAUGAAUCCAAACACGCUACCCCAGGCGUAGUAUGGGAGGUCAGGCAUGCAGGGUUGCUAGGACUCAAGUAUGAAGUCGCCGUGCGGCGUGAUCUAGUCGAUACAUCGCGGGAAGAUGCUAGGGAUAUUUUGCAAGGAGUGGUUGACGCCGCCCUCAUCGGGCUCGAGGACAACGAUGACGACGUCCGUUCGGUAGCCGCAUCAUGUCUAGUUCCAAUCGCAGUGGAGAUCGUCGCCCGUUUACCUGAUGCUGUACCGGGCGUACUUGGAGUCCUAUGGGCAUCCUUGCAAGACAUGAAAGACGAUUUGGGGUCAAGUGUAGGUGCGGUUAUGGAUUUGCUGGGUGCUCUGGUCUCUCUUCCAAGCGUCAUCGAAAUUCUAUCUGAUCCGACCCGCUCUCGUCCGCUCUCAACUCUUGCACCAACCCUCUAUCCGUUUUUCAGACACACAAUCCCUGGCGUCCGCCUUGCAGUUGUCAACACACUGCGUACCUUUCUGGGCUCAUGCGGCAGGUCAUCCAUUGCUAAACUUGAAAAUCUUAAGCUUGAAGAAGGAAUCGCUAAAUCUGAUCCCGAUUCUCAAGUUAAAAUCGAAAAUGGGGCCGAUCCCGUAGCUCUCUCCCGCGAUUGGAUUACCCGGCCCGUAUUUGAGCUUCUAUUCCAGAAUCUCAUACUUGAAGAAAAAGAUGAUAUUCGGCGUGCAACAUUACAGGUAUGGAAUGUUGCGGUCGCAAUCGUGAGCGAGAACGCGAACCCAGAUCCCAACGAAGGUGGAUUACCCUAUCUUGUCCAUGAAGUGGUAUACAACUGGCUGUGCUUGCUGGCUACUGUAGUUGGCGAACCACUCAAUCCUGCUUACUUCUUCCACCCUGCACGGAAGGGCGAUGAAGGGCAUAACGUCGAUAAGAAUGCAAUGCAGCAAGAUUUGAGUCUGCUAGGGUUGGACGUUGUAUAUCGUGGACGACUAGAGGCUGCCAAGGCAAUAGGUACGCUAAUAGCGGCCUGGCCCGUUGAUCUUCAUCAUCAUACGUUUGGCGAGCUCCUAAUUCAUUUUAUCAAUUCUACCAGUGCCUACCAGCGUUUCAUUGCUGCAACAAUCGUUCAGGAAUGGGCACUCGCUCAACCAACUAUCAAUGGAACUCCUCUAGCCAAGGCUUCUCCUCUUGCAGGACAAUGCUCGACAUAUCUUCUUGCCUUCCUAGAAAAGGAUUUCCCUGCCUCCUAUCAUGAGAUGCUCGUACACCUUCGUGGACUCGCGGUCGACUGCCGUACGUUGCUUAAUUCCUUCGCCGACGAUGCCAAGGUACCAGCCUCCAAAAUUCCCACAAUGCCCGACCGACUCGACCCCGAGGGGGCUGAAGAAGGGACGUUUACCCUCGCGUAUGUUCAACGCUUUGUCGGAGAAAUAUUCGACGGGCUCAAAACGAGUAUCCCUCGCGGGAAAAAGAAAGAAAUUGCGGGACUGGAAGAAAAGAAGUCGAGGAUUGUGUUUAGCAUUGAGCGGUACGGUGUCGUCAAAGGCCAAUGGGAUACAAGAGUGUUUGCGGCAGUAGCAGCCACAUUGAUCUUUUUGCGGGUACAUCCUGCCAAACUGAACCCCCUUGUGAGGAGCAUCAUGAAUGGAGUCAAGUUCGAGGAUAACCUGGACAUUCAAAUCCGCUCCGCCAACGCCGUUGCUACAUUUGUUUCGGACUGCACGACUCCCUCGACUGGCCUGGUUGUAAUGCCAGCCGAGAAAAUCGUCAAGAACCUGUGCGCGUUUGUGUGCCAAGAUACCGAAGUUACACCUGUGUUCUCUCAAUCGCGCCGGGUACUAUCCGGUGUCCUCACCGUCAAAUCGAUGUCUGCCAAGGUAUCCCAAACCCACGGUCGCAGCAAGGAUGAAGGAGCGGCCGAACUACCGGAGAUGACCAAAGCACGAGUUAUCAAGCGUGGUGCGCAGCUAGCACUCACUCGUCUCGGACAGCUCUUCGGUGCCGAACUUUUCACCCGUCUGAAGCAAAUGUGGGAUUCGAUGGUUGGCGGACUGAUGUAUGCGUUUGGAGAAGGAUCGGACGGAGACAAGAAGAUUGAGAAAUCUGACGAAGCAGGGCAGCAGGCUAUCGAUAGUCUCACCGUUCUUCAUGUCGUCGUCCCGAGUUUGGAUGAAUCUUUGCAUGACAGAGUUGCCGAGCUCUUCCCGGUAGUUGCCCGUUCGCUCCGUAGCAAAUUCGCGCUUGUAAGGCAGGCCGCGGCUCGCUCGCUCGCUACGCUGUGUAAUACCGUCACAACCAAGGGUAUGCGAUUUGUCGUUGAGCAUGUAUUACCCUAUUUGGGCGACACAACCAUUUUGGAGAACAGACAGGGCUCAAUGGAGCUGAUCUACCACAUUGUACAAAAGCUCGAUAUGAAAGUUCUUCCUUAUGUGCUGUUCCUCAUUGUGCCUGUGCUUGGGCGAAUGAGUGACAAUGACAAUGACUGUCGUUAUGUUGCAUCAAAUACUUUCGCUUCGUUGGUGCGAAUGGUACCCCUAGAGGCCGGUUUGCCAGACCCACCGGGCUUCUCCCAAGAGUUGCUAGCCAAGCGAGAGACUGAGCGAGAAUUCUUGACUCAACUCCUCGAUGGCUCCAAAGUCACACCAUAUGAAAUACCUAUCAAGCUUAACGUUGAGCUGCGCAAGUAUCAACAAGAGGGUAUCAACUGGCUUGCAUUCCUCGCCAAGUACCAAUUACAUGGCAUUUUAUGUGACGACAUGGGCUUGGGUAAAACGCUUCAGUCUAUUGUUAUCCUCGCCAGCAAGCACCACGAACGAGCGGAACGGUACCGGGAAACGCGAUCCCCAGAUUCCGUACACAUACCGUCACUCAUCAUCUGCCCCACGACACUUACGGGCCAUUGGUAUGCCGAGAUUGUCAAGUACACAAACAACUUGAAGGCACUUCGCUACGUGGGGACGAGCCGCGAGCGCCAAAGAUUGGUCGAUCAGAUACCACGUCAUGAUGUGGUGAUUGCUUCUUACGAUUCGGUACGCAAUGAUAUCGCAAACCUCACGCAGUUCAACUGGCACUACUGCAUCUUGGACGAGGGUCAUCAAAUCAAGAACGGUAGGACCAAAAUUACACAGGCUGUCAAGAUGAUCAACGCCCACCACCGGUUACUACUCUCCGGGACACCCAUCCAAAACAACGUCCUGGAAUUAUGGAGUCUUUUUGACUUUUUAAUGCCAGGGUUCCUUGGGACGGAACAGCAGUUCAACCAACGGUUCGGUAAGCCUAUCCUAGCAAACAAGGACGCAAAGGCUCCGGCAAAGACCCGAGAAGCAGCAACUCUGGCUCUGGAAGCACUACACAAACAAGUGCUGCCUUUCCUACUUCGCCGGCUCAAGGAACAGGUACUCAAUGAUCUACCUCCGAAAAUUAUCCAAGAUCACUACUGUGAACUGUCUGAAAUGCAAAAGCACUUAUAUGAUGCAUUUUCCCAGUCUCAGGCUGGGGACAUGACUCAAGGCAUGGUCAAAGCUAACGGUUCAGCCAAUGCCAACCAGCAGCAUGUGUUCCAAUCACUGCAGUACCUACGAAAACUGUGUAACCAUCCUACUUUGGUAGUCAAGGACGCCUCCGAUGAAGCAGCACUUAUUGGCCGCUUCGCAAUCAAAGGGGAAACGAAUGCCAAGGGAAUACGCGAUAUACGACAUGCACCCAAGCUACUCGCUCUAAGACAACUGUUGAACGAUUGUGGUAUAGGUGCUGCAUUCAGCGAAGACGGCGAAACUCUUAAAUCUGGAGAAGAUACUGACCCAAUCUCUUCGCAACACCGAGUCCUCAUAUUCUGUCAGAUGCGACAAAUGUUAGACAUUAUUGAAGAAGACCUUUUCCGACCACUCAUGCCUAGCGUCACCUAUAUGAGGUUGGAUGGGUCUACCCCAGCUAACCAGCGCCAUGGGGUUGUCCAAACAUUCAAUUCGGAUCCCAGUAUUGACUGCUUGCUCCUCACCACUAGCGUUGGUGGACUUGGACUUACCCUUACUGGCGCCGACACGGUAAUAUUUGUGGAACACGACUGGAAUCCAAUGAAAGAUCUUCAAGCUAUGGAUCGCGCUCACAGGCUAGGGCAGAAAAAGGUAGUUAAUGUGUACCGGUUGAUCACCAAGGGAACCUUGGAGGAGAAGAUAAUGGGUUUACAACGAUUCAAAUUGAAUAUUGCCAACUCAGUGAUCACCCAGCAGAAUUCGGGACUUGCCUCGAUGGACACUGAUCAAGUACUUGACUUAUUCAAGCGCACCACGGAAGAAGAAGACGCAGCGGCAGCAGCGAAGAAACGGGAGGAAAAGAAAGCCGCUGCUGGAGGCCCUAUUUCGCAGAAGCAUAUUCUCGAGGGCCUCGAAGAUCUUCCUGGCGAAGAUGAAUACUCGAAUCUCGGUCUAGAUAAUUUUAUGGACUCCCUUAAGCAGCGCUAA
Rhizoctonia solani is the source of this 5934-nucleotide messenger RNA. RefSeq names its product TBP associated factor (Mot1). The transcript is spliced from 17 exons. The record is from RefSeq and is a predicted model, not a curated record. Gene Ontology annotation, molecular function: DNA binding; ATP hydrolysis activity; TBP-class protein binding. Bases 1 to 5934 code for a protein of 1977 amino acids. Lineage: Eukaryota; Fungi; Basidiomycota; Agaricomycetes; Cantharellales; Ceratobasidiaceae.